UUCUUUUGCUUUUUUCCUUGUGAGAAAACUACACCUUCCCUUUAAGGACCUUCCAGACAAAGAAAUUAAAAAAAAUAAAAAUAAAAAAGAAUUUGAAAGGUAGAAGAAGAAAAAACAUUUUCCAAGGAACAAAACAAAUGGAGGAAAGGAAAGUUGGCAAGAAGUCAUUUAUGACUGAAAAUGAUGAAAUGUCAGUUUGUGUUACAGAAGAAAACAGUAUGAAUUUUGGUAUUUUAUUCACUUGAUUUCAUGCUUCAACCCUUAUCAUCACCAACUAACAAAAGCUGACACCUUGGAAAAAAAAUGGUUUCUAUGCUUCACUAGGAUUAUUUGGAGACUUGUUCUUGUCCACUUUCUCAAUGGUUUCUUCAUGUGUUUCCAAGCUUCAAUUUUGAGAGAAUUUUAAUGCUUUUUUCAAUGGCAAAUAAAGGCCAUUACUGUUUGUUUCUGUUGUUGGUUACCUUUUCACUUUGUGUAUAUCAUUCAGAGCAACUUCAAUCCUCACACACUCAAACCCUGUUAAGAAUUCAACAACUAUUAAACUUCCCUUCUUCUUUAAGCAAUUGGAAUAACUCCACUGACUUUUGUAACACAGAUUCAAACUCUUCAUUCACUGUGGUAUGCUAUGAAGACACAAUAACACAACUUCACAUAAUAGGUCAAAGAAAAAAUCCAACACCUCUCCCUAAAAACUUCUCAAUAGAUUCAUUUGUCACAACACUAGCAAAACUUUCUACUUUGAAAGUUCUAACACUAGUUUCUCUUGGUAUAUGGGGUCCAUUACCGGGUAAAAUCGCCCGCCUUUCGUCGUUGGAAAUAGUUAAUAUGAGUUCGAAUCAUCUCUACGGUUCAAUCCCUAUGGAACUUUCGUCGCUUACAAAUCUUCAAACUCUAAUUCUUGAUGAAAAUAUGUUUUCUGACCAGCUUCCUAUUUGGAUUGAUUUGCUUUCAGCCUUGACUGUUUUAAGUUUAAAACACAAUUUGUUCAAUGGAUCGCUGCCGAAUUCGCUCGGUAGCUUGGAGAAUUUGAGAAUUCUUUCACUUUCUCAUAACAGGUUAUAUGGUGUAGUACCUGAUUUGAGCCACUUGAGAAAUCUUCAAGUACUUGAGUUGGAUGGUAAUGCUUUUGGACCUUUGUUUCCUAAGCUUGGUAACAAGUUGGUUACUUUAGUACUAAGAGAUAAUAAGUUCAGGUCUGGUAUUCCUGAUGAAAUGAGCUCAUAUUAUCAGCUCGAGCGAUUCGAUAUAUCAUCGAAUACAUUUGUAGGGCCAUUCCAGCCUGCACUGUUGUCACUUCCUUCUAUUGGUUACCUCAACAUUUCUCAGAACAAAUUAACUGGAAUGCUUUUUGAGAAUCUGUCUUGCAAUUCUAAGCUUGAAGUUGUUGAUUUAUCAUCGAAUCUUUUGACUGGGAGCUUGCCUAAAUGUUUAGUUUCAAAUUCGAGUGAUAGGAUUAGGACUGUUUUGUAUGGUAGAAAUUGUCUUGAGACGAUGAAUCAAAAUCAGCAGCCGCCACCUUUUUGUCAUACGGAAGCUUUGGCUGUUGGAAUAUUACCUGAUACAAAGAAGCACAAGAAACAAGUAUCAAAGGUAGUUCUUACCCUUGGUAUUGUAGGUGGUGCUCUUGGAGGAGUAGCCCUUCUUUUGCUGAUUUUGUUUAUUGUUAGAAGAGGAAAUGGUAGAAGCAAAAUGAAGAAUCCUCCAACAAGAUUAAUAUCAGAGAAUGCAGCUUCUGGAUACACCUCUAAGUUGCUUUCUGAUGCAAGAUAUAUAUCUCAAACAAAGAAGUUUGGAGCACUUGGGCUGCCAAACUAUCGUAGUUUAUCAUUAGAAGAGAUUGAGGCAGCUACAAACAACUUUGACACAGCUUCUUUAAUGGGUGAAGAUUCUUAUGGAGAGAUGUACAAAGGUCAGCUGAAGAAUGGAUCCUUUGUUGUUAUUAGAUGUAUCAAAAUGAAAAAAAGAUACAGCACUCAAAACUUCAUGCACCACAUGGAGCUUAUAUCAAAACUUAGGCAUCGCCAUUUAGUCAGCGCUCUUGGACACUGCUUUGAAUGUUCUUUAGAAGAUUCAAGUGUCAGCAAAAUAUUUCUUGUAUUUGAAUACAUACCAAAUGGCACAUUAAGGAGCUGGACAUCUGAUGGACACACUGGAAAAUCUCUGAAUUGGACCCAACGCAUAGGAGCUUCAAUUGGUGUAGCAAAGGGAAUCCAAUUUUUGCAUACAGGAAUUGUUCCUGGUGUAUAUUCAAACAAUAUCAAAAUAGAGGAUGUUUUAUUGGAUCACAGUCUUGUUGCAAAAAUCACCAGUUAUAACCUGCCUUUGUUAUCUAACAUUGGAAAGGUUCGGCAUGGAAAUUCAUCCAAACAUUCUGGUAUCAAUAAAAGUGGGAAGCAUGAAGAUAAGUGUGAUAUAUAUGACUUUGGAGUAAUACUACUGGAACUCAUUCUAGGAAGGACAAUAAAGACAACAAAUGAUGCAGAAGCUUUUAAGGAUCUGUUGCAAGCAAGCUUAGGAGCUGAUGAGGACGCUCGGAGGAGCAUUGUUGAUCAAGCAAUUCGCAAGGCUUGCUUGGAUCAAUCAUUGAAGACAAUGAUGGAGAUUUGUGUGAGGUGUCUGAUUAAAGAGCCAGCAGAAAGGCCAUCCAUAGAGGAUGUUUUGUGGAAUUUGCAGUUUGCUGCUCAAGUACAAGAUGCUUGGAGAGGAGAUUCUCAAAGUAGUGAGGGGUCACCAGGCUCUCCUCUAGACCCUCAACGAAUGUCCUUUCAUUAGUAUCAAUCUAGAGAUUUUCAUUUUUUUUUAUAAAUUUGUAUAUUUCACUGUCAGCUUAAAAGAUCAAUGGUUGCAGAAUUAAGGUUUAUAAUUUAUUAUGGCCUUAGAAUAGUAUAAGUUCUUCGUGUUGUAACACUUUUGCACAAAAACUGCUGAGCUUAUAACAAGAUAAUGAAAAAUAUGCCCCUGUUUAAUUUUGCUUUUGGGAA
Molecule: messenger RNA, 2981 nt
Organism: Cicer arietinum (chickpea)
Lineage: Eukaryota; Viridiplantae; Streptophyta; Magnoliopsida; Fabales; Fabaceae
Product: probable inactive leucine-rich repeat receptor-like protein kinase At3g03770
Biological process (GO): protein phosphorylation
Molecular function (GO): ATP binding; protein binding; protein kinase activity
Source: RefSeq, a predicted model, not a curated record